Messenger RNA from Brassica napus (rape), 1052 nucleotides. RefSeq lists its product as uncharacterized. The record is from RefSeq and is a predicted model, not a curated record. The transcript is spliced from 2 exons. Bases 227 to 799 code for a protein of 190 amino acids. Gene Ontology annotation, biological process: defense response to other organism. NCBI's taxonomy places the organism in Eukaryota, Viridiplantae, Streptophyta, Magnoliopsida, Brassicales, Brassicaceae.
UUUCAAAUCUUGAUUUUAGUAAAUUUCCAAAACCCUAGGUUUUCCGUUUUUACAAUAUAGUUCUCUUUUAAAGUCUUGAUUUUAGAAGAUUUCCUUCAUCAUCAUCCUCCUCUACUCUCUAAAGCUUCUGAGUCUCUAUAUAAAUCAGCGUGUCAUAGUUAUUACUUCAAAAACUACACAAAGUUCAAUAAGAAUUAAGAAGUUAGCUGACUUAAGGAUCUAAACAAUGUGGAAGCUUUUUGCCAAAAAAAAACCAACGAGGAAGCUGGAAGAAGGCGCAUCGUUAAGCGUAAGUUAUGAAGACAUCCAACAAAAACGAGAACAAAAAAUACUAGUCUGGUCUUGUGCCGCAGUGGGUUUACUACUACUUGGGCUUGUCGUCAUCUUGACCCUUAUCCAUCCGCCUGUUCCACAGUUCAUGCUUGACGACCUCUCCGUUGAUCCCGUUUCAAACUCAAGUUUGGUGGUGAAUCUGUCAUCGACCAACCCAAGCUAUACGACAGACAUAUACUACAGCAAGAUGAGUGUAGACGUACAGAUCGAAGGAAUUUUCCAGUCAGAGAGUGUUUUCUUGCAGAGCACGCUACAAAAGCCACAUGAACGUACCCCGUGGACAGCGGUCGUAACAAUCAAUAAGACUAAUGGGAGCUUGGGGAUGAGGGACGGUUCGAUGAAAGUUGUUGCGCAUGUAAAUAUUCUAGGCAAAUUUGGGAUCUUGAAGAAUAGUUUAGUCGUGACUUGUCCUAUUUUGAACGACUUGAAAGCUAUAGUUUCAAAACCCUGUCAAGUCAUUGAUUAGAAUCUAUGUCAACGUUUUCUUUUAUGUUUUUACUAACAUAUGUCUUAUUUAUUCAACAACCUCAUUGCAUGGUAUUCAACAUAAAACAUUUUUUUGCUUGGCUUUUUUAUUACAUAAUAACUUGAAGAAAUAGUUAGUAGUAACAGUAUUUUUUUUAGAUUUCUGCUUGAAAUCCUACAUUCUAAUUCAGAAAGUGAUAAAGGGACCAACACUAGCUUUUAGUUUCUACUUCAAAUUAAACCACGUGGUCUUU